This is a messenger RNA of Mytilinidion resinicola, 2096 nucleotides long. RefSeq names its product UDP-galactopyranose mutase. Bases 239 to 1843 code for a protein of 534 amino acids. Gene Ontology annotation, molecular function: oxidoreductase activity. Lineage: Eukaryota; Fungi; Ascomycota; Dothideomycetes; Mytilinidiales; Mytilinidiaceae. The transcript is spliced from 5 exons. The record is from RefSeq and is a predicted model, not a curated record.
CCACGAAACCGGACAGCUGUGCCUCGAUUCUCGAUUCUUCUCCCUCGACGCUGUGCGCUGUGAAGGCUGCUCGAAGUUUAGGGGCCGCAUCCCAGCACCGAGACGAAGCGCGGACCACCCUCCCUGGACCUCCACAGCCGUCCUGGCUUGUUCGAGUUCGAAUAGAUAAUUGCCAGUCGCCACGACAACAGCCCCCACCACCUCCACCCUCACUACUCUCGCUGCAGGACAGUCGUCCAUGUUAAGUCUCGCCCAACGCACUUUGAAGAAGGUUCCCAGUUUCCAGGAACUUUUCCAAGGCAAGAUGGCUAAGGAAGAAAUCAGCGUCGACGUGCUCGUCAUCGGAGCUGGCCCCACUGGUCUUGGAGCUGCGAAGCGAUUGAACCAGAUCGAUGGCCCCUCGUGGCUGAUUGUCGACUCCAACGAGACGCCUGGAGGUCUGGCCUCGACCGACGUGACUCCCGAAGGCUUCCUCUACGAUGUCGGCGGCCACGUUAUCUUCUCCCACUACAAAUACUUCGACGACUGCAUCGAGGAGGCUCUCCCCAAGGAGGAGGACUGGUACACCCAUCAGCGCAUCUCCUACGUCCGCUUCAAGAACCUAUGGGUCCCCUACCCCUUCCAAAACAACGUCUCCAUGCUGCCCAAGGAGGACCAGGUGGCAUGUAUCGACGGCAUGAUCGAUGCGGCAUUGGAGGCCCGUGUCUCUAACACGAAGCCUAAGAACUUUGACGAGUGGAUUGUCCGAAUGAUGGGUCCCGGUCUUGCGGAUCGCUUCAUGAGGCCAUACAACUACAAAGUCUGGGCUGUUCCCACGGAAAAGAUGCAAUGCGCAUGGCUAGGCGAGCGUGUCGCAGCUCCUGAUGUCAAGAAUGUCACCAAGAACGUCAUUCUAGGAAAGACUGCCGGCGGCUGGGGACCGAACGCGACCUUCAAAUUCCCUGCCCGCGAUGGCACUGGUGGUAUCUGGAUUGCCGUUGCCAACACGCUCCCUAAGGCCAACAUUCGCUUUGGAGAGCAUGGCGCGGUGACGAAGGUCGAUGCAGAUGCCAAGAAGGUUUCCCUCAAGGAUGGCACUGUCGUCAAAUACGAAAAGCUUGUCACUACUAUGGCCGUAGACAGCUUAGUCGAGUUCAUGGGUGACAAGGAGUUGGUCGACCUCAGCAAGGGCCUUUUCUAUUCCUCGACCCACGUAAUCGGCGUCGGCAUCCGUGGUGAGCGACCAGAGCGUAUUGGCGACAAGUGCUGGCUCUACUUCCCUGAGGACAACUGCCCAUUCUAUCGCGCUACCAUCUUCUCCAACUACUCUCCAUACAACCAGCCGCAGGCGGACAAGAAGCUCCCCACUCUUUACACUGCGGCAGGUGACAAGCCCAGCUCCUCUGCACCAAAGGAGGGGCCGUACUGGUCCAUCAUGCUGGAGGUGUCUGAGAGCAGCUUGAAGCCUACCGACAACAAGAACAUGCUCCGCGACUGCAUCCAAGGCCUCAUCAACACCGAAAUGCUGAAGCCAACGGACGAGAUUGUAUCCACAUACCACCGCCGUUUCGACCACGGCUACCCCACGCCGUCUCUCGAGCGUGAAGGUGUCCUCACUAAGCUUCUACCCAAGCUGCAGGACAAGGACAUCUAUUCUCGCGGUCGUUUCGGCAGCUGGCGAUACGAAGUCGGCAACCAGGACCACAGCUUCAUGCUUGGCGUUGAGGCCGCUGAUGCCAUUGUCAACGGCACUGUUGAGCUCACUCUCAACUAUCCCGAUUUCGUCAACGGCCGACGAAACACGGAGAGGAGGCUCGUGGACGGUGCGCAGGUCUUCGGUAAGAGCAAGAGGGCGGUCGAUUAAACACUCUUGUUCUCCGCGUUCCAGCGUACGAAGUGGUGUUUGGGAUAUGAUGGGUUCAGGAUAUUUGGUGAGCACGGGAUGAGUUAUGUACAUGCGUGUCCAGACGAAUGGUCCUGUGGGUUGGGUUCGCAGACAUGGCAUGUGAUAGAAGAGCGCACACUUUUCCACUUUGUCCCAGGCUCGAUGGCUAGAAGCUCAAAGAACGGGCUUCGUCGGAUUUCCUUCAGUUUCAGUAGAUUAAAGCUAGACCUGG